GGAAAAGGGAGGCUAGGGAAAGGGAGGCUAGGGAAAGGGAGGCUAGGGAAAGGGAGGCUAUAGAAAAGGGAGGCUAGGGAAGCUGAGCUAGCCAAGGAAGCACGGGAAGCGGAAGAGAGACGUGUUGCUGCCCAGGCUGAGCGUGAUAGACAGGAGAAGGAACUUCGAGAAGCCCAAGCCGCCAAAGAGGCCCGAGAAGCAGAGGAAGCCAGGGAGGCUGCAGAAACAGCUGCGCGACUGGCCCGUGAAAAGGCUGAGGAGGAAGAACGCAAAAGAAAGGAGAUGGAGCUUAGGCGCAUCAGACAGGCCGAGGAAGAGCGUCAAAAGCGCUUAGAGCAAGAACGACUUCGUCUUGCGAGGCUGCGGAAAGAUCAGGAAGAGCAGGAACAGCGGCGUCGCGACGCACUACCUAACCGACUUCGUGCUGCAGCAAACUUCGUCGGCUCAAAUGACCCUAUUUCUAAAAGCCAUGUCUGGCUUAAAAAAUUCAUGCCACUCGUAACAGCAACAACCAAGCAAAUCGACCCUUCCUGUGAUCUCGAGGUCAAGGAUGACAGAUGGAUUCCCAACUAUCUGGUUGCACCACUUCUUGCUACGAACGAUCUUCAACUUUCGCAGUAUCCUAGUUGGGAAAGGCGGUUUGUCACUCUUACCCAGCGAAAUAACCUUUGGAGGGUAACGCGUCGUAUUCUUGUCGAGGAAGGCGAGUUUAACCCCUUGACAACAAGCUACGUCGAUGUUAUGCGGAAAGAUGCCGAAACCCGACCCAAAUACUUUGCGAUGGAACACGUAUUUUGGGUAAAGUAUUCCGAUUUCAUGGAUUUGGUUCCUCAUGUCCCCCACCUCCACGGACUCGAGAUUCGGACGCUUCGAAUGCAUGUCGACCCCGAACCUGGCCCCGAAACGAUCCAGGCAGAACGUCAGCUCCCAAAUGGGAUAAGAUCUAUUACUCCUAAUAUAGAUUCUGGGCCAAAAUCCCCGCUCACCAACGGAUUUAUAACCUCUAAUGGUCAUCCUCAUUCGUGAGGGUGCUUUAUAUGUCAAUUUUGUUGUCUCCUUUGUUUUUCCAUAUGUGUUUGAGCUCGGAGCAUGGUUUAUAUUUGAUCUUGCUAGAGCCAUGUGUGGGAUAUAUGCAGUAUUGCAUCGGUCUUCGUUUUCUUUUUCUUUUCCUUUUCUUUUUUGCAAGGAGCAAAUGGGAUUCGGGUUGGAUGGGAGGUCUUCUGUAGUGGUUUUAUAAGUCUUUUUCGGUGGAUUCGUUCACCAUUAUUCUUGAAAUGGAAUAUCCACAUUAUUAUUAUCCGCGGCAGCGGCCAAUAUUACUUCAUACCAGUCAGUGUUCUAAUUCGCGGCGAGCAUAGUUCACUUAUUCCUAUCCAUCCUUUUUACGCCUUUGUAGCUCGCGGAUCUGGGUAAGGUCACCCACUGGAUCAGGACCUCACUAAGUGCCCUGCCCCACUUAACCUUCCUUACAUCAGCGGAUCUUGAUAGAGCAGAUUAUUCAAUAAUUCUCAUUCAGUAUUCAUAAUAAU
Blastomyces gilchristii SLH14081 is the source of this 1529-nucleotide messenger RNA. RefSeq lists its product as uncharacterized. The transcript is spliced from 3 exons. The record is from RefSeq and is a predicted model, not a curated record. Lineage: Eukaryota; Fungi; Ascomycota; Eurotiomycetes; Onygenales; Ajellomycetaceae. Bases 283 to 1026 code for a protein of 247 amino acids.